UUGUAUCUGUUUACUUCGAGUGCUUCCGAGACAAGAAGCUGACGAUCUAUCUGUACGGAGGUCCUAAGAUAAUUUUUUUCUCACAUCACAAUUACAAUGAAAUAACAAUGCAAGAAAUUGACACACAAAUACAAAUAGUUCGUGAGAGACUCCAUCAGCUGAAGCUGGAUUCGGAAGGACUGCAAGAUGAGAUACGGCGCAUUCUAAGCCAUGAUGACGCACCAGAUUCAGAAGUAACACCUCGGUCAGUGGAUGAAUCGCAUGUACCUGCAUGCAGUCAUGAUGGAGCUAAGCGUGGAGUUGAUUGCAGCGACUCCCACCUUGUAGAUCGUAGCAGCGGAGCCGAAAAUCACGUCGCCAGCAGAAAAGAAAGUGAAGAAGAAGCAUUCACAAUGAAUGUGGUAGGUUCCAGUUUUUCAGUCGGCUUGAUUGAUGGCGAAGAUGACAGAUCCCAUCAUGGCAGCUGUUACGACACAGGAGGUAGCAGUGAAGAGAACGACACCCAAAAGGGAAAUGAAAGUUACAACAGCAGUGUAGUCUGUGGUUUCCACAGCAUUUUGGAAGGCAUCAGCGAUCAAAGUAAAAAAUUAGGGAACGACAGAGGCAACUGUGAAGCCGACAUAAAUUUUGGAUCAACCGAACCCCACGAACAAGACGAUGUUACAUGUUAUAGAUCUUACGUAAAAUUUGAUGAUUUAGAUAGUAGCAGUGAUGAUUCCGAAGACUAUGGUGACAGCCAUGACGUUGACGUCAAUAGCGGCAAUUUCAGCAACAAUGAAGUCCUAGUGGACCAAAAGAAAGCAGUCUGUUUUAAUGGAUCCGAAAAUAAAUCCAUUGUCGGACAAAAAGUUGACCUCGGGGGCGAUGAGCACUUUACAAGAAAUCGCAAAGGAAUUAGGAACCAACAAUUUAGAGAAAAUACAGAACACUCGAAUCAUUAUCAUGUAGAAAGUCCGGCAGUAUUCGAUGCAGAAGUUUCUGAUAAUAAUCAGGUAGAAGACGAAGAGGUUCUACUCCAGCGUAAGAAGAACGAGGAACUCAAUUACUUUCUUAACCUGUACUGGUCGUCGAACUACAGAAUAAUACACACUUUGAAGUUCAAAAUGAGACAGGGCGAUAAGAUCAAUGGCAUCUUCACUAGGGGAACUUCACAGCACGAAAGGUUGCUUAAUACAUUAAAGAACCUUGAACCAAAAUGUUUUCUGAAGAGCAGCGAUUCUGCCAGGAUACUGCGACCCAGAGCUAGAUUUAUUCAGCCGAAAUAUUAUUUAGAAAUCAAAUGUUCUCAUCGCCAUUGUUCGUUAGCCCAAAAGGUUGUUUACUUCGAGGGACAAGAGGAUGACGGUAUAGCAACACUUUACCUGCUGCAGAAGCAUGCCAGUGCAAAACCACAUCCUUUUUGGCCACUGAAAAAUAAAAAUGCAAUGCGAAACAAGUCGAGACGGAAACUAGAAAAGAACGCAGCAAAGGUUUGCGAGGAACCUGCUUCAAAUGCAGAUUCGCUUUCAAAAAAGAUGAUUGAGAAGCGAAAAACAGGCAUUUUCAGUUGGCUAAAGGCACCCGUCAAUCGACGACCCAAAAGGUCCUCUAUGUUAUUUGAGAAGCAAAAAUUGACCAAGAACACCACGGGAGAAAAAUCUGCAUCACCCGUUAUGUUGAGAAGCUAUCAAAGAAAGCGAAUAAUUUCAGGUGGACCUCCACCCGUAGCUGACCAAUGAUGAAUUGGGUCGCCUGCCUAAGACCACCACUGCCC
Hyalella azteca is the source of this 1753-nucleotide messenger RNA. RefSeq lists its product as uncharacterized. The record is from RefSeq and is a predicted model, not a curated record. The coding region runs from base 108 to 1718 and encodes 536 amino acids. Lineage: Eukaryota; Metazoa; Arthropoda; Malacostraca; Amphipoda; Hyalellidae. The transcript has 3 exons.